CCCUCCCCCUCCCGGCGACCGCUACAGCCAACGCCAAAAUAGAUGCGCAAACGAAAUCCCGGAUCGUUGCUGGAGCUGGUGCGACACGCGAGCAUGGCUCUGCGCCGGGCUCGGUGUCAGGACCGCCCGGAACCGGAGCGAGAGCGGGACCCGGAGCGGGAGCGGUGCUGGACCGAGCUCUUCGAGCAGCUGGACCUGAACAAGGACGGGCGGAUCGACGUGAACGAGCUGCGCACUGGCCUGGCCGCCCGAGGGCUCCUCCGGACCGCCGUGGAGGAGCAGAUCGUGGAGGCUGGUGACACCAACCAGGACGGGCAGCUGGACUUCCAGGAAUUCACAGAGUACCUCCGGGCCCAGGAGAAGCAGCUGAGGCUGAUGUUCCGCAGCCUAGACCGCAACGAUGAUGGCUGCAUCGACUUGUCUGAGAUCCAGCAGUCCAUGCGCAGCCUGGGGGUGGAGGUGACCACAGAGCAGGCCUCCAGGAUUCUGCAGAGCAUGGACCAGGAUGGCACCAUGACCAUCGACUGGAACGAGUGGAGGGACCACUUCCUGUUCAACCCCCUGCACAACAUGGAGGAAAUCGCCCUCUACUGGAAGCACUCCCUGAUGUUGGACAUUGGAGAGCAUUUGACCAUCCCUGAUGAGUUCACAGAGCAGGAGCGCAAGUCUGGGUUCGUGUGGAGGCAGCUGAUGGCUGGGGCCAUGGCGGGCUCCGUGUCCCGCACAGGAACCGCACCCCUGGACCGGCUCAAGGUCUUCCUGCAGGUGCAUGGCUCGGGUGCUGGCCGGGCGAGCGUGUGGAGCGGCCUGCGGGAGAUGGUGCGGGAGGGUGGCCUGACAGCCCUGUGGAGGGGCAACGGCAUCAACGUGCUGAAGAUUGCCCCCGAGACCGCCAUCAAGUUCCUGGCAUAUGAGCAGAUCAAACUUGUGAUGAAGGGCGGCCAUGCAGGAGGGACCCUUGGCGUUCAGGAGCGCUUCGUGGCGGGCUCUCUGGCUGGAGCCACUGCUCAGACCAUCAUCUACCCCAUGGAGGUGCUGAAAACCCGUCUUACGCUGAGGAAGACGGGUCAGUUCUCCGGGAUGGCCGACUGUGUCCUGAACAUCCUCCGCAUGGAAGGGCUGCGGGCCUUCUACAAGGGCUACCUGCCCAACAUCCUGGGCAUCCUGCCAUAUGCUGGCAUUGACCUGGCUGUGUAUGAGACCCUGAAGAACGCCUGGCUACAGAGGAACACUGCCAGUUCUGCAGACCCAGGGGUUCUUGUGCUGGUCGGCUGUGGCACUGUGUCCAGCACCUGUGGACAGUUAGCCAGCUACCCCCUGGCCUUGGUCCGGACCCGCAUGCAGGCCCAGGCCACUGCAACAGGAAGCCCCCAGUUGUCCAUGCUGGGCCAGUUCAGGACCAUUGUGUCCCAAGAAGGUGUGAUGGGACUGUAUCGCGGUAUCGCCCCAAACUUCCUCAAGGUCAUCCCGGCUGUCAGCAUCUCUUACGUGGUGUACGAGCGUAUGAGGCGGGCCCUAGGGGUGGCUGUGGGCAGCUGAGGGUGAAGCUGGCAGUGGAGGCGAGAGAGGAGGCAGGGCUCUGAGAAGGAACAGAGGACAGGCAAGAGCUCUGAUCUUCAGAAAGGUCACAAAGCACGACGUCAAUGAAAAGGACUUUUUACUGUGUUUUACUCUAAUCCACCUCAUUCAUCGUUACACAAUUGCGAGUUCCUCAUUCUUCUGGUCCAGGUCAAAGUCUCCAUUCACUCUUCAGGAGAUUUGUCGCAGGAAGCCAAGAUCCUAUCCAAGAGAAUUAAGGCAAAAAAAUGCAAUUACUUGAUUUCUGGUGCCAAGGAAUAUUUUGAGAUUCUUCCAGUAAGACCUGGGGGGGGAAGGCCAGCCUCUCAAAACUGUAUAACUCCCAUAAAAAACCCUGGGUUCACUAUCCCGACUGACCCUGAAAGAAAGAUUUCAGGUAAUUGAACGUGAGCGUUUGAAACAAAAUAAGGGUCCUUUUGUAAGAGAAUUGCCUUGUGCUCUUAUUCACAAAGCUAAGAUUGAUUCGUGGGAUGUGGUUCAGCGGUUAAUUAUCAAGUUGGAAGACCAUGACAGGCUUGGCACAGUGCUAGAAAAUUGAGUUGGUCCUUCUAUCUGGAAGGCUGUGUGAUGGGUUCUGUGAGGCCACAUAUUUACAGUGCAUGGAUGUGUGUUAGAGAGAGAGAGGAGGACAACUUCCAUCUGUACAUGCAGCAUGCAGAUGCCACUGAAGGGGACGCCAGCGCAUUGCGUUAAACAACCCUGUGAAAAUAAGAUGCCAGCAAGGUGUCACUUGAUGGAAAUGUUUGUUUAUUCACUUUAUGCACGAGUGCUCAUCUGCAUUACGGGUCAGCACUGUGUGUGUGUGUGUGUGUGUGUGUGUGUGUGUGUGUGUGUGUGUGUGUGUGUCCUUGGCUUUGGUCAGCACAGUCGCUGUCUAUAUCUGCUGUGACGGACAUCCAGGUCUGUCUGCCCCUCCCAAAUCCACUGGUUGUUUCGGUUUUCCCACAGCAGGUGUCACAGGAAAAUUCGAGGAGCGACACCCUUGAACAGUGCAGUGAUGUGGGUGGUUUUAGGGUUUCUCUGCUCUGUUCUCAUAUUGUCUUCCCUGAGUCUGAGCUGCCAGGAGCAAGUCUCGCUCCAUCACUGUGGGAACAGGAGUGGCCGCGAUGCCGUUGGCAGGUCAUCUGGCCUGGCUGUCAGACCUGAAGGUGUCAGUCCUAUGGGAAUAGUGCUGUUUAUUCAUUCGCUCUAUUCUCAUUCUUCCUCACUGCAUACAUUAACACUAUAAUCAUUCAUCCUCACGGCAUCCAUCCAUUCACAUUGUACUCAUUCAUCCUCUGCAAAAAUCAACCCUAUUCUCAUUCAUCCUCACUGCAUCCAGUCACACUGUACUCAUUCAUCCUCUGCAAAAAUCAACCCUAUUCUCAUUCAUCCUCACUGCAUCCAGUCACACUGUACUCAUUCAUCCUCUGCAAAAAUCAACCCUAUUCUCAUUCAUCCUCACUGCAUCCAGUCACACUGUAUUCAUUCAUCCUCUGCAAAAAUCAACCCUAUUCUCAUUCAUCCUCACUGCAUCCAUUCACAUUGUACUCAUUCAUCCUCAUGGCAUCCAUUCACACUGUACUCAUUCAACCUCUGCAAAAAUCAACCCUAUUCUCAUUCAUCCUCACUGCAUCCAGUCACACUACUCAUUCAUCCUCACUGCAUCCAUUUACACUGUACUCAUUGCUCUUCACUGCAUCCAUACUGAAUUUGUGGAAACUGCAUUAAUUUGCUCACUGUGUUUCAUUAAUUUAUUUUAUUGUCAGUGAUUUCCCAGUAGUGUUUUCUUGCAGGGAUGGUUUGCAAUAAAAGUAAACACAGAAGACUACUGAUAUGAGGCAUUUAUAUACAGUCACUCAUCAUGUAUGAAGAUAUUUAUGUAUAAAUUGUAAGGGUGUAACGAUAUACUUGGCCCACGAGACGAGACACGAUAUUGGGUUCACGAGAACGAGAAGAUAUUGAAACAAUAUUUUAAGGAAAACUUCAAAGAGGAAAUAUUACUUGAAAGCAGCCUAUUAUUUGAUUAAUUUGAAAGUCAAAAAAUGCUAAAUAAUGCAGAUGUUUGGUGAAAUGUGUUAAUCACCAUCAUCAUAUGUAGUAAAGAACAGAACAAAUAUCUGGCACCAUAAAAUAUUUCACCACAAACUCAAAUGACAGACUUCUCUCGUAUUUGACUCCUCGAUUGAACAUAAAAUAGAAUCUAAAUAAAACAAUAUAAAUAACAAAUAUAAAACUUUUUUUUAAUGUUUCCUUCGCUGGUGCAGUGGAGUUAAGUAUGGCUUAGCCGCUGUGUAUGGCAUUAUUUUCCCACAAUGCUUACAGAUGGUUCGUUUUCUUUGUCUGUCAGCCUUUUGCCGUCUGGUGCCCAAAAUGCUGCCACACAAAAGAUUUAAAAGUGUCUGGGGCGUCUGCUAUGGUAAUUUAUUCAGUCGCCGACAUGCUUACAACACCUGAUUGCAGUGCUUUCGCGAGACCGCUUUUCACUCCGACGAGAACUCUCGUGAUGCUGUAAUAUCGCGAGACCUUGUGACACGAGAUCUCGUUACACCCCUAAUAAAUAGGGUUUGUUUCUUUUUUCAUUCACAAGUAUGUAUGCUGCCUUCACUAUAUAUGUGCACUGAAUGUCUAUGUUACUACAUAUCCGUCCGUCUUCUAACAGCCUAUACUGGACAGGGGCGUCGGGGCCUAGAGCCCAUAAGCAGCAUAACGCCCCUUCUUGUUGGCUUCAUCAUAUUAGGGUUGGACUGGAUCUCGCUGGACCAAACAGAUACUCGUCUGUUCACUGCCUGGGUUAUCAUUACACCUUUGUGUGCCUAACUGCUACACUAACUGCACAUCUAUAUCUGCACUGGUUGGGUGACACUUUGGUUAAAUAAACAUGAAGCUUUGAAUGGUUAUUAUACUGUUUGGCUAUGGAGCUAAAUCAUUGAGUGCAUCUUCUCCAGUUAUUUUAUGGAUCUGGGUAAUAUUUAUGCUUUUUAACCAUAAAGACAUUGAUCUAGUCACAGCCACUUCCAUGGUCAGUCUUGGGACAGACUGCCUGUGGCAGGGAAGGUGAAGCCGCUUGGUUUCUGGCCUCGAGUUCUCCAAGGGACCUCCCUGUAUAAUGUUUUGGAUCUAUUUGGUAGCAUCAUGCUUCAGGUGGGGACUUGUAGCGUGACGGCUGCCGGUUCAAUGGCUGUCAGCCAUUAUCAGCCAGGGCACAGUACCGCCAGAUGUUUUACCUUGAGAAUACACUGAGAAUGAACAAUAGACAGACUGGUUAUAUACUGAAACCUCACUCAAGCAUUAAAGUUAGCAUCCAGCCCCAUGAGCAUCAGGGUGACCCGUCUCACAUCACCAUCUGGUGUUACCAUCCAGCCCCAUGAGCACCAGGGUGACCCGUGUCACAUCACCAUCUGGUGUUACCAUCCAGCCCCAUGAGCAUCAGGGUGGCCCGUCUCACAUCACCAUCUGGUGUUACCAUCCAGCCCCAUGAGCACCAGGGUGACCCAUUUCACAUCACCAUCUGGUGUUACCAUCCAGCCCCAUGAGCACCAGGGUGACCCGUCUCACAUCACCAUCUGGUGUUAGCAUCCAGCCCCAUGAGCACCAGGGUGACCCAUUUCACAUCACCAUCUGGUGUCAGCAUCCAGCCCCAUGAGCACCAGGGUGACCCGUGUCACAUCACCAUCUGGUGUCAGCAUCCAGCCCCAUGAGCACCAGGGUGACCCGUGUCACAUCACCAUCUGGUGUUAGCAUCCAGCCCCAUGAGCACCAGGGUGACCCGUGUCACAUCACCAUCUGGUGUUACCAUCCAGCCCCAUGAGCACCAGGGUGACCCGUGUCACAUCACCAUCUGGUGUUACCAUCCAGCCCCAUGAGCACCAGGGUGACCUGUUUCACAUCACAAUCCGGCAUCACUCAUCUUUUGUUGACACUGAUUCAGUUUACCUUAUUUUUUCUUAGUUCAGUUAUCUCAGUAUUCUCGAUAUCACAGGAAAAAAAAAAAUUCAUUGUUCAAAGUAAGAAAUUCAUGCCAAAUGCAUGUUUAUCAAGAGCUUUAUUGUAAGCAAAGUGUGCGAAUAAAUAAUUUUAUCCCAUA
Molecule: messenger RNA, 5644 nt
Organism: Brienomyrus brachyistius
Lineage: Eukaryota; Metazoa; Chordata; Actinopteri; Osteoglossiformes; Mormyridae
Gene: slc25a23a
Product: solute carrier family 25 member 23a
Exons: 11
Coding region: 43-1539 (498 amino acids)
Biological process (GO): transmembrane transport
Molecular function (GO): ATP transmembrane transporter activity; calcium ion binding
Source: RefSeq, a predicted model, not a curated record